CUAUGUCUGAAAAAUACCGGAGACUUACGAUUAAGCGAUUCCCCCAAUCUGGCGAAGCCAAGUCUGAAGAAGAGAACUUCUGGAAAAAAUUCCGAUUCCCUAUACUCAUAAAGCAACACACGGCCAUAACUUCAAUUGAUUUUUCACCCGUCUUGCCAUAUGACUUCGUGGUGACUAAUUCCCUAUGUGCUCAAAUCUUUAGCAGUACUACGAAUGAAGUUCAAAAAACAUUGAAUCGUUUCAAAGGCACUGCCUAUAGCGUAAAAUAUCGGUCAGAUGGCCAAUUACUUGUCGCUGGAGGAGAAGAGUGUGUCAUCAGAGUAUUUGACGUAAAUACAAAAUCGGUGCUACGUCAUUUCAAUCAAGCACACAAAAAACCCAUUCAUGUCACUCGGUUCUCACAAAAUAAUACCCAUAUUUUAUCUGGAGCCGAUGACUGUUAUUUAUCUUGUUGGGACAUUGUUAGUCAAGCUAAGGUUACAUCUAUUGAGGCGCACAAAGAUCAUAUCAGAUGUGGAAUCAUAUCUCCGACUAGUGAACACAUAUGGGUUUCUGGAUCUUACGACCACACUGUUAAAAUUUGGGAUAUGAGGUCCAAUCAAUGUGUAUCGACUUUAAUGCAUGAAGACCCAGUAGAAGACGUGCUGAUGUUACCAAGCGGUGGAAUUCUAAUUUCUGCAUCAGGAAAUAAAAUCCGCGUUUGGGAUAUACUGGGUAGUUUUAAUUGUUUGGAAACUAUCUCUAACCACCAAAAAACCAUAACAGGGUUAGCUUAUGAUCAUACGCGAUCUAGACUAUUUGCCUCUUCUCUAGAAAGCAACGUCAAAAUUUACGACAUCAAUUCAUACAAGCUAGCUCACACAAUCAAGUGUUCAGCUCCUGUCCUUUCUGUUGCCGUUUCACCUAACUCUACGAGUUUGGUAGCAGGAAUGAAUAAUGGAAUGCUCGCCAUCUACCACAGAAUAGUCAAGCUCAAGGAUAGAUCAUUAAAUCAUAAGAUCGAAGUCGACAAAAUUACUCAUCAAUACUUAAUGAGAGGCACAACCUUGGAGGCAAGCAACCGUGAUAUCAAAAUUAAUUGGUCUAAAAAGCAAAGAUUGGCACCGUAUGAUAAAUAUUUGAAGAAAUUUCAAUACAAAAAGGCACUUGAUGCCGCACUAGAGUCAUCACCUUUAGUAGCUGUAAGCAUGAUCGAAGAGUUUAUAAAAAGACAUGCACUCAAUGUUCCCCUGUCUGGAAGGAACGAAGUAACACUCCAGCCUAUAUUGCUGUUCACAUUAAGAAAUAUUACCAACCCUCGUUACAUGUCAGUUUUGCUUCAUGUGCUACAGACUAUAUUAGAUCUUUAUAAGUCCACUAUUGGUAAAUCAAACAUUACCGACAGGAUUUAUAUUAAACUUGGAAAAAAACUGAAAAGUGAAAUUAAGCUCCAGAAGCAAUUAUUCAAUUUACAAGGCAUUUUUGAUUCACUCUUUGCCACUCAAACCAUUUACACCAUGAUCAAGAAAAACGUCAGUAAUACAAAACAGCCAUCCAAUACCAUGUUCUUAGAAAAUGUUCGCCGUCGAGAAAUCUUAGGAAAUGACAUAUUAUGAGAGAAUGAACCAGAGACAGGUUUUUUAUCUUUGCUAACCAAACAAAAAAAAUAAAAAUCUGUUUUUGUUUUAUUAUUGCGGAUAGUUUAGGGGCGAUAGGAAGCAUUAGACACCAUAAACUAGUCAUUUGAAUUUGCCAUUUCAUAUUUUGUGUAAUGUUUCUUAACUCGCAGGAAAACAGUGACAUUCACCCAUGUUUUACAUGUAUUGACAAUUCGGAGCAAAUCUGUCCUUGCAACUUGAAAUUUCAAGAAUUACAAACUAGUAGUACCUGUAGACCUGGAGAUGAUAAAAAGUUGUUUUACGUCGACAAAGGUCUAUACGAAAAACAUGUGUGUAGAGUAAUGUUAUCUAGGGGGUGGAAGCAAUUAGUCCAAUGCAAUCAGUAUAAAUUAUCACAAGGUCAAUGUUGGGCUGACGAAUCGAUCGUAUCGGCGUUAGAGCUUAUCUGGACUAGAAAUCGUGCAAACUUCCCUUAUACAGCCUUAAAAGAUACUAAAAAGAUGUGGAAUCAUAUUACGAACGAAUAUCUACUUACCAAAAAACAUAACCUCGCGAAAUAUUUAGAUGAAUAUAUUAAACAAAACAAAGAUCAAAUUUCUGAACAGUUCCACGAAAUCCAUCCAGAGACAUUUUUUUUAAAUGUUCCAACAGAACGAGAAAAUUUUUUAAGGGCACUUCAAGAAAGUGAGACCAAACGUAUCCAAACCAAACACCAAAGCAAUAAUUGCGUAGACAACAAAACACUCUGGAUCAUCAAGCCAGUCGAUUCUAGUGGGGGCAAAGGAAUCCAAAUUAUUGAUUCAUUCAACAUGUUUAAAGAAAAAUGCAUAGAGCGUAAGAAAAAUCGACUCAAAAAUAGUAUUAUUGCUCAGAGAUAUAUUGGAUCUCCAUUACUAUUAAAUGGACAUAAGUUCGACAUCAGAGCUUAUAUGUAUAUUGCUAGAGUUGAUCCGCCCCUUGUUUUCUACCAUGAUGGGUAUUUGCGUGUAAACAUUGAACGCUACGACACGAAUGAAUUAGACAAUAUUUGGUCCCAUGUCUCUAAUAUUACUCUUCAAAAACUGCAUCCAUUAUACGAAGAGAAAAAACAGAGCACUAAAUGGUCUUUCAAAACAUGGCAAAACCACAUGCUUCAAAAGAAUCUCGUGAGCGAUCCAAAUUGGGUAUCGAAUUGUAUCAAGCCGCAAUUGAGGCAAAUUAUGGCAAUCGCAUAUAGUUCCGUAUCAGAUAGAUUGAAAAGAUACGGCGAAUACUGCCUUUUCGCGCUAUUAGGGGUUGAUUUCCUUAUAGAUUCGAACAUGAAAGCAUGGCUUCUGGAAUUCACAAAAACACCUGCCGGACAUUCUACUCUGGAGCCAGAUGACACUCUUUUUGAAGAUAUGAUGGAUGAACUACUUUCCAUACAACUCGAAAUUGUACAAUCCGAUACGCUUAAAUAUGGAGAACGUAAUGAUAAUUUGGAAAUAAAGUCUUUGAAAGACUUUGUUCGCAUCGUCUAGUCAUCUCAAUUAUGAGAGUACACAUAUAAAAAUUGUGGUUACAUUUUCCUACAACAUGCUGCUCAUAUCUGCAUAAAAUUCUGAAGAGAGUUGCAUUAUACUGUUAGGGACUGACGUUUUAAGUACAAAAAUCUAUGUCAAUUUACAAGGUGUGCUUGAAGUAUAAGACGUGAUACUGUCACUUCUUCUUGGUGUUGGCCUUUAUGUCUCGUGUGCCUGUAUCCUCCUAGCCAGGUCUCAUGCGCGAUUUUAUUGCUGGUGAAACUUAAAUUUUUUACCCUUUCAAAGACAAUCACUCGUUCAUUGAGUUAAGAUAAUCAGGGACAUCAGUUGUAUGUGUUUCCAGGCCAAACAAAAUAGUCAACGAUUUCUGACGUUAGUACUGUGCCAAAAAAAUAUCGAACGACAUACUUUUCAUUUACAAUCCGGAAGCUUAAAAUAGUCAAGCUUUGAUGAUGUGAGCGACCUAGGACUAUGGGGACAUACGAUGCAAACACAUCCACCGACAAAAAAGCGGGGUUAGGUGGACGAGGUGCUUUCAAUACCUGGGGGUGAAAUAUUCAAAAUACUUGGUCAGAAGCUGAAGCUCUUUUUUGGCCUCGGUACCUCAAUGCUCCAAUCAUCAAUCUGGAUUCGUUUCACUGAACAGCAAGAAAACCUAAAGGCAUGGAAGUAAAAUAUAUCUGCGCACUGAGCCACAAAAGAUUUUAUAGCACUGUUUUACGAACAUCGAAUUACCUUGGUCAGUCUGUUAGUGUUCCACUAUUCAUAUCCGACGCUAUUUAAAAUGGCCUGGACUCCUUGUCUGAUAUAGUAAACAAUAAAAUUCUAUACAAGGCUCUCAGUAACUGAUAAAAAUUAGAAAUUCAGUUAUUCUCUUCAAAGCUACAGUCGGUUUCCGUCUAUUCCGAAACAGCCGUUUUAGCGAACUCGGCCAUUUAUUAAAAUUUUAGCAAUAGUUAGAGUUGGUUGCUGUCAUUGCUGUGCUAUCAGUGUUAUUACCAAACAAGUUCUUACGUGUAUGCUUUUGACGGUCGAACUCAAGAAUUAAGAAAAUUUGCUCUUCGAGCGAAACUGAGGUGACGCGAUGUACGUGAUGUCACAAUAUCGAUAAAACGUACGAAAAACAAGUCUUACUAGAAGACUCAGAAUUGAGUGAUAACGGCUUCUUUGAUUGUGGAUAUGCUCAAUGGCAAAUUGACAUUAUGCGUUAGUGUCCUCUUCGAGUUUACUAUUUACUUUUCUUGUGCCUUGUUAUUAGGCGUUGAAAUAGCCCACGUUUACGUAAAUUAUAGAAACUAUAGGAAGCGAAA
Schistocerca gregaria is the source of this 4410-nucleotide messenger RNA. RefSeq names its product U3 small nucleolar RNA-associated protein 15 homolog. Gene Ontology annotation, molecular function: protein binding. The transcript is spliced from 6 exons. The coding region runs from base 3 to 1595 and encodes 530 amino acids. Gene Ontology annotation, biological process: rRNA processing; positive regulation of transcription by RNA polymerase I. The record is from RefSeq and is a predicted model, not a curated record. Lineage: Eukaryota; Metazoa; Arthropoda; Insecta; Orthoptera; Acrididae. Gene Ontology annotation, cellular component: nucleolus.